AUGGCCGACGCAGACGUCAAGACGUUCUCCCUCGGAGACUUUGCCCUUCAGUCGGGCGAGACGAUCCCCGGCGCCUUCCUAGCGUACAAGACGUUCGGCGCGCCCUCGUCGCCGGCCGUCAUCUACCCGACCUGGUACAGCGGCGCCAUCGCCGAUAAUGAGUGGCUCGUCGGCGCGGGCAAGACGCUCGACCCGGCGCGCUACUACAUCAUCAUGCCCGCGCUCUUUGGCAACGGCCAGUCAAGCAGCCCCAGCAACACGGAGGCGGCAGGUAAGUCGCAGGGCCAGGGGCAGCGGCGGCGGCCGUGGCCGCGCGUGACGUUUUACGACAAUGUGCGGGCGCAGCACGAGCUCGUGACGCGGGGACUCGGUGUCGGGCACGCGCGCGCCGUGCUCGGGUGGAGCAUGGGCGCCGGACAGACGUACCAGUGGGCGACACAAUAUCCGGACUUUAUGGACCUCGCCGUGCCGUUCUGCGGCAGCGCGCGCACGAGCCUGCACAACCAGGUGUUUCUCGAGGGCGUCAAGAGCGCGCUGCUCGCGGCCAAGGGGACUUCGUCGGGCGGCGUCUGCGCUGGUGAGACGUGCGAGGCCUCUGAACAUGGCGAGUAUCAGGGGUGGACAGACGAGGAGAGGGCCAAUGGGCUGAGGGCGCUCGGCAGGGUGUAUGCCGGGUGGGGAUUCAGCCAGGCGUUCUACCGGGAGAGGGUGUACGAGACGGCGCCGACGCUGGGGUUCAAGGGGUUGGAGGAGUUCAUGGUUGGGUUUUGGGAGGCGUGGGCUCUUUCCAAGGAUCCCGAGAACAUGCUCGUCAUGCUGCACACGUGGCAGGCUGGGGACUGCUCGGACCAGGAACCGUACAACAAAGAGACAGACUUUGAGCUGGCCAUGCGCAGCAUCAAGGCCAAGAUGCUCGUACUUCCCGGCCAGACGGACCUUUACUUUCCACCCGAGGAUUCCGAGUACGAGGUCAAAUGCAUGAGCCCAGGGAUCGGAACGUGCGUUGCCUUCCCCUCGAUCUGGGGGCACUGGGCUGGCGGGCCGGGGCAGAGCACGGAGGACGUCAAGUGGCUCGACGAGAAGCUGAGGGUCUUCUUUGGCGAUGGAGGGUCUGAUGCCGAUACCGAGGCGAUGACCGAACGCCUGUCGACGUUGUAG
Molecule: messenger RNA, 1158 nt
Organism: Verticillium nonalfalfae
Lineage: Eukaryota; Fungi; Ascomycota; Sordariomycetes; Glomerellales; Plectosphaerellaceae
Exons: 4
Coding region: 1-1158 (385 amino acids)
Biological process (GO): biosynthetic process
Molecular function (GO): acyltransferase activity, transferring groups other than amino-acyl groups
Source: RefSeq, a predicted model, not a curated record